This is a messenger RNA of Moneuplotes crassus, 2048 nucleotides long. The record is from the annotation of a GenBank genome assembly. NCBI's taxonomy places the organism in Eukaryota, Ciliophora, Spirotrichea, Euplotida, Euplotidae.
CUAAGAAAUUAUAAUUAUUUUCCAAAAUGAAAGCAGUCGAUAACUUCUACCUCUGAAACAUAAUCGGAGGAGGUGCCUAUGGAACAGUCUACCUUUGCAAAAUCAAAAAAGAAGAGAACAUUGAGCCGGAAUGUCGCCAAAGAAUGAGAAAGGGCCGGAGGGUGGCCUGCAAAAUGAUCAAACAGAAGAAGAUCAAAGAGAAGAUCAAAAAGUACCUCGUGCAAGAGAUUGAAAUUAUGAUGAAGAUUAAGCAUGAAAAUAUACUCAGGUUCCUCGAAGCCAAGAAAACCAGUAAUAAUAUAUACAUUUUCGUUGAGUUUUGUAAUGGCGGAGACCUCAGAAGGCUACUUGAGCUCAAAGGAGGCAGACUCGAAGAGAGUUUAGUCAAGAAAAUUGUCAAACAAAUUGCUGCUGGUCUCAACUAUCUCAAUGAGAAUAAUGCUAUGCAUAGGGACCUUAAGUUGGAUAACAUUUUGAUCAAUUUCCCAGACUGUAAGUCAGGCAGAGUCGUCUCUGACGAAUACAUUGAAAAUUUCGACCAUGAAAAAGAAGAAAUUGAAGUGAUCAUUGGUGAUUUAGGUUUUGCUAAAUCAAUGGCCAAUACAGACAUGGCAAUGUCUUAUUGAGGUACUCCUCUCAACAUGGCCCCUGAAAUAAUGAAUGGAACCUUAUAUAAUUCCAAAGUUGAUAUUUGGUCGCUUGGAACAAUGAUCUACGAGCUCCUUGUGGGAUUUGCUCCAUUUACAGGAUGUGAUCCUAAUGAUCUCGCAGAGAGAGUCAAUAAAGGAGACUAUGGAGUUCCUAAAAACAUCAAACUUUCUCUCUGAUGCGUUGACUUACUCAACAAAUGUUUGCAGCAUAGGCCAGAAAAGAGGAUAGAUCACAGUGAUGUCCUCGAUCAUCCAUUCCUAAUGGAAGAUGAAGAGUCAGAACAAAUAGAUCUUGCUGUAAGCAGAGGACCCGGACAAGCCUCCUUCUUUGAUGCUCCUUCCAGUGGAUUUGAUGUCUCUGAUCAAAAUGCAAUAAUGUUUAACGCUAAAGAAAGCGUAUUAUUCAACCAACAUUAUUCAAAUACAAUGAAGAAAUUUAAGCAAAAGCAGGACAAUGGAGAAAAUGUAUUGCCUCCAGAGCCAGAAAUCCCUGAUGAAGUUUCUGAAAACAACCUCCAAGAUGCUAAUGAAGUUGAAGAUGAGUUUGUUGUCAUGAACGACUCUGAAGAAGAGUCAAAAUCACCAACAAAUAUAAGUUCUAAAGAUACCAUAAGUUCAAAUAGUACUCUCAAUAAAAAUAAAGUCAAUAUUGAAGAGAACAAAGAGCCAAAUUCUAAUGAAAUCCCGACCUUUACUAACAAAGAAACUCAAGAAGAUACCAAUAUUAAUCCACCCGAAGAAGAGCAAAAUCAGAAUGAAGAGAGUCCACAAGAAGAAUCUCAACCCGAAACACCAACUGAGAAGCAAUCUCAAUCCAGCGAGCCUUUGUUACAGCAAGAUCCUCCAGAAGAAGCAAAUAAUGCUGACCAGUCACCUAAAAAUAGUCCAAAAUUCGACAGGAACAACAACCAGAGCCAAUUAGAAUCUGAUAAAAUUGAUGAAGAGCUCGAAUCAAAUAACAAACUAUCUCCAGAAGAAUUAGAGACCCAGAGGAAAACCCGAGAGAUGCUUGAAAAGUUGAAUAAGAUUGAAGAAGUUCAGGAGGUUAUUAUACCCCAUAACCCCAGUGAUGCUAAGAUCGAAGAUGGAAAAGAACCAGAAAACCCUGAAGGCGAAUUUAAUGAUAUUGACAGUAAUGAUGAAGAUAAUCCAGAUCCUACAAGAAUUGACUACACUAUUGUUGAUAAACCCAAAAACCUUACUCUUUCCAAGGCAACCAAGCAUCAAUUCAACCAGAUUUCUGACAAAAAGCUAAAUGAAGAACCUGUUCAAGAGGAUAAAAGUUCAGAAGACCAGUUAAACGGUAGUUUUGAAAUAGUUCACUCGCAUGAAAUCCUGAUGAUGCCGACUAAAGAAUACUAUACGACAAUUGGAUGCCAUCCUAAGAGAUCUGACUAA